AUGGAUAAUGCUCCAGCACAUCCACCAAAUUUGGAAGACAACUUGGAUAGUGAACAUGACUUCAUCAAGGUCAAAUUCCUUCCACCCAACACAACUCCAUUACUGCAACCAAUGGAUCAGCAAGUGAUUUCCAAUUUUAAAAAGCUGUAUACCAAGGCACUAUUUACCAUGUGUUUUCAGGUUACCAAUGAUACCAACUUAACUCUUAGAUCUUUUUGGAAGGAGUAUUUUAACAUCCUGCAUUGUAUCAACCUUAUUGACAAAGCCUGGAGUGAAGUCUCUCACUGCACUUUGCGAUCGGCCUGGAGGAAACUUUGGCCAACUUCUGUCCCAGAGCGAAACUUUCAGGAAUUUGAAGAAGAAAGCUCUCCUGAUGUAGUGCAUGAAAUCGUGUCCAUUGGCAAAAGUUUGAGAGUAGAGGUAGAUGAUGCAGACAUGGAGGAGUUACUGAAAGACCAUCAAAAUGAACUAACAACAGAAGAGCUGGUUGCAAUGCAGGAAGAACAGAUGAAAGUGUUACAAGAAGAGCAUUUGUCAGAGGAAGAGGCUAGGGAAGAAAUCAUCAGUGCUGAGAUCAAGGAAAUUUGCAGAAAAUGGAACGAUGUGCAGGAAUUUAUCGAGAAGCACCAUCCUAACAAAGUUGUGGCUAAUAGGGACGACACUGUGCUAGCGCAUUUUAGAAAAAUUUUGAUUAUCAUACUCUCUUAA
Molecule: messenger RNA, 708 nt
Organism: Centruroides sculpturatus (bark scorpion)
Lineage: Eukaryota; Metazoa; Arthropoda; Arachnida; Scorpiones; Buthidae
Product: tigger transposable element-derived protein 1-like
Exons: 1
Coding region: 1-708 (235 amino acids)
Molecular function (GO): nucleic acid binding
Source: RefSeq, a predicted model, not a curated record